CAUAGGGGCGGGACUUGUGUCUGACGCGAAAGGUUUUUUCGGUCUGUGCGCAGCUGCUUCAGUUGUAGUUUUUCUACGUGUUUUAAGAGAAAAAGUGAAUGAAGACAUCAGACAGAGAACAGAAGUCCUCCUCCUCGGUUUAGGUCCAGCCUCACCCUCUCUCAGAUCAUCUCCAUCAUCCUCCAGCUCAGAUGUCGACUCCAGAUGCAGCAGGGACUCCAGGAGCUCCCGGGGCCCCGGAAGGUGAGGGGGGUCCUCCAGCUCAGGCCCCAAACCUGACGAGCAACAGACGACUCCAGCAGACACAGGCACAGGUGGACGAGGUGGUGGACAUCAUGCGUGUGAAUGUGGACAAAGUCCUGGAGAGAGAUCAGAAGCUGUCGGAGCUGGACGACCGCGCCGACGCCCUGCAGGCCGGAGCCUCGCAGUUCGAGAGCAGCGCUGCCAAACUCAAGAACAAGUACUGGUGGAAAAAUUGCAAGAUGAUGAUCAUCAUGGCCAUUGUAGGUGUUAUAUUUGUUGGCGUCAUUUUCUUGUAUUUCUUCUACUGAGCUGCUCUUCGGGGAUGGACGAACAAGUCACAGGACGAGUCUGCACCACGAACGCCAAAUCCAGCCUCUCCUCAGUGCUCCUCCACCCCAGCGAUGCCUUCCUCCAAAGCCUCCAUGCAUGCUCACGUAAUGUGCUCCACUACCUCCUUAUUGUGCCUCCGCAUGAGGCCGGUUUCCUGACUUUGUUACCGGGUUGGGUUUACUGCAGGUGUAAAAUCUGUUGACCCAGGUCUGUCCUUUAAACACUGAAACAAAAAGAAAAAACCUCCUGCUGCGCCUGGUUUUUCUGCAGCUCAGUGCAUGCAAGAUUCAUGGACAGGAAGCAGUGGGAGGUUUACUGGACACCAGUAAGAGCUGAAGUCGAAUAGUCAGCUGGCUUCUCUUCAGAGGGCUUCUGAGUGACCCAGAGGGAUGUGAGCAGCAUCCAAAAGAGCUGUUUGAGUUCCUUAAAUACAAAGGAAAAGAGCAUCAGUGCUUCCUUUAUUACAUCCUUUAGCAGAGGAUACACUGGAGCAGUGCCAUCCCAUAAUUCACAGCAUUGCAGACUAAUCUUGAAAUAAAAUGAGCUUUCCGUGUUAUACUAAAAAUCUCUACAAAGUUAGGCUUUGUGCUUUAAAUAUAAAAUCAUCUCUGCAUGAAGAUGAUCAUCUAUCCAAGUAAAUUUAAACGUACGAUAAUUCAGUUCACAUAAUGCAGCCUUUAGGAUUCUCAUCGUCAGUCAUGGAAAUCUUAAUAAAGGCAGGAGUGACACUGGAUCGCCAGAUCAGCAGGAAGGGAAAUUAGAGAUAUUCAUCUUUUCUGUAAAGUUACAGCUUUGUAAAGACGAAAGCCUGCAUCGAACUUUGUUAUCAGGCUUGAAACCCAUCGUCUCUGUCAGGCUUUGAGGUUUCGAUGAUCCACCAAUUCUGACUUUCUCGCUCUUCAUCCUAACGCUCACGCCACGAAUCCUCAUGAGUGACACUGAAAUCAGGUUUCCUACUCGAGCUUGAAACAUUUAAGCACAGCUGCUCUUUCUGUGUUAAACCUGGGUUUACAGAUUCCUGCUUGGCUCUUCUCUCGGUGCAGACCAUUACUGAGCAGAAAUCUGACUUCCUGCGUGAUUAACCCACCUGCUCGCGUGCCCAGCUCCGUCCGGCUGUCCUGCAUUUGUUUCAUCGUGUUGUGAACCAGCCUGAGUUUUGUUAUCUGUGGUUUGAAUGUUCAACGUGUUUCUUUGUUCAGCCUGGAUCGGUCCCCUGUGUGUGAAGGAGCUUUGAGGCUGAAGUGAUUAUUUAACCUUUGAAAUAUAUUAGUCCAUCUUAGACCGAAUGGUGGAAGGUGGGAGUCGCUCAUCAUCAUCAUCGUCAGUGUUUCUUCUGUACUUUGACACGCUCAGAGAGAACAGCCUGGACUUUCAAAUAAAGUCAUGUUUGCUACA
Haplochromis burtoni (Burton's mouthbrooder) is the source of this 1968-nucleotide messenger RNA. It is a transcript of the gene vamp1, whose product is annotated as vesicle-associated membrane protein 1. Gene Ontology annotation, molecular function: SNAP receptor activity; syntaxin binding. Gene Ontology annotation, cellular component: SNARE complex; plasma membrane. The coding region runs from base 192 to 551 and encodes 119 amino acids. Gene Ontology annotation, biological process: vesicle fusion; SNARE complex assembly; vesicle-mediated transport. Lineage: Eukaryota; Metazoa; Chordata; Actinopteri; Cichliformes; Cichlidae. The record is from RefSeq and is a predicted model, not a curated record. The transcript has 5 exons.